CCAUCAACACCACUGCCACCAACAUCACUGCUACCAACAUCACUGCUACCAACAUCACUGCCACCAACACCACCACCAACACUCGGUUGGAUCCUGGCAGCAUCAAGCGCCACGUGUCGUCAGAUUGAUGGCUAUCCAUUUAGUCAUCUGAUCUGCUGGUCACGACGAGACCCUGCUCUGUUCAACGAACAGCGACUCUCCGCAUUCUUCCAUGGGCCCUCUAUUUCAGAAACGCAACACCGACGAUAGCAUGAGUCGCCCAUGCACGAAACGAAGCAAGUUGGAAACGUCAUCCAGCAAUUCGAUUAUAAAAGAGAUCAAGAGACUGUACGGGCGUGUGUGCAUGCAUUGCGAGGGAACCAUUGUAUACGCAGCCCAUGUCUUUGCACCGGCAGAUGAUAACUUCGACGACUACAAAGCCGCGAACCUCGUCAACCUGGCGAGCCAGGGCGAUGCGGAGAAUUUCAUAAAUCUUUGCCCAAACUGUCACAAGGCCUACGAUCGACCCUGGAAGCCACGGCUCCUCAUUGUGCCCAAGUACCUCGAAUUCUUCACCCAGGCCGAGAAGAAGGCUCAAGUACGCGCCAAAGGCCACCGAAUUCCUCCCAACGCGAUUACGUACGCCGAAUACUGUCAGCGCUACGAUGAGACGCUAGACCCAGACAAGGGCGGCCAGUACAUGUGCUACAUGGACGUGGCUUUCCUUGGACCCUAUGGUGUUCAGCCAGGAAGGAAUCUCGUUAGGCAAUGGGCCGGGGAUCCCAUGGCCAUGUUGUACCGGGCUAUGAGCGCUGCGUGCCUGAUAAUGAAACCACGAGGGUUUCCACGCCAUGUCCAGGACGAGUUGAGGGCGCUCCAGGCUUUGUAUAUGGACGGUAAUGGCAAGUUUGCUCGGAGUGUUGCUGUUACACAUGACGAGGGUAUAGAGGCAUCCCCACCAACUCCACUUCAUACACCCUUGCCAUCUCCAUCUAACACGCGCUCGCCAGGUCUAUCUCAUCCACCCGCAGGACCUCCACCUCAAGCUGCGUCUCCAUCAACCAAUGUCGACGCCCAUACGAACGCCCACACUGCCACGGGCAUGCUAUCGCCCCUGCCGACUCUCACCGCUUUACCAGACAGCGCCGAACUGCGAAAGCGAAAAUACACCGAAGCCAGCAUCAACGCCAACACUGGAGACGCCUCCACCCAAUUCCCCAAGCGCGCCAGACUCGAAGCACCGCCUGUCAAAUCACUGCCUGUUGAAGCAUCACCCGUCGAAGCAUCGCCCGGCGGAAACCCCACACCCGAUGAGAAACCGGCAGGUUACAAGCACGUCUGGAAACUCUUUCUACAGUCGUCACACCUCCCAGACCCCAAUGAAACGCCUCCCGAUGGCGACAUAUUCUCCGCCGACAUUGCAUCUACCGCCAACGUCGCCGACGACACUGCACCGCCUCCAAAUCCGUACGAUCCCUUCAUGGACGACAAGAGAUUCUGGAGAUGGGAGGGCCGGACCGCCCAGGCCGCUAUCGAUUACUGGCAAGCCGUUUUCGUACCACUCUAUGCGCCUAAGUCACUCGCAGAUACGAAAUUCCCGAACGUGCAAGCCGUCCACAUGACUGAUGCUACGACCCGACACUGACCUUUCCUUUGUCAAGUAUCGCUAUAAUCUCAAAGCCACCUCUAGCAAGUGCAACAGACCUUUGUCUAUAGUAUCCGGAACUGAAAGUUGCUAUCUUCAAUACGUAGCGGUCAUUGAGA
Messenger RNA from Dothidotthia symphoricarpi CBS 119687, 1743 nucleotides. RefSeq lists its product as uncharacterized. The record is from RefSeq and is a predicted model, not a curated record. NCBI's taxonomy places the organism in Eukaryota, Fungi, Ascomycota, Dothideomycetes, Pleosporales, Dothidotthiaceae. The transcript has 2 exons. Bases 212 to 1624 code for a protein of 470 amino acids.